This is a messenger RNA of Oryza sativa Japonica Group (Japanese rice), 923 nucleotides long. RefSeq names its product germin-like protein 8-14. The record is from RefSeq and is a predicted model, not a curated record. Gene Ontology annotation, molecular function: manganese ion binding. Gene Ontology annotation, cellular component: cell wall. NCBI's taxonomy places the organism in Eukaryota, Viridiplantae, Streptophyta, Magnoliopsida, Poales, Poaceae.
UAGACACUGCGUACAAUGGCAUUGCAUGCUCACAAGUCACAAACCAUGGGCAACGCCAUGCUGCUGCUCCUGCCCUUGCUCUCCCUGAUCAUGUCCUCCGGCUCCCUGGCCCUGAACCAGGACUUCUGCGUCGGCGACCUGGCCCGCGGCGACACGCCGGCCGGCUACCCGUGCAAGCCCGAGGCCACCGUCACCGCCGAAGACUUCUGCUACCGCGGCCUAGUCACCACCGGCCCGACCGUCAACCCCUUCAACAUCGCCCUGUCCUCGGCCUUCUCCACUAGGUUUCCCGGCGUGAACGGGCUCGACAUCUCCGCCGCACGUGUCGACUUCUCCCCCGGCGGCAUCGUGCCGCUGCACUCCCACCCGAGCGGCACCGAGCUCAUCUACGUCGUUGAGGGGACCCUGUCCGCCGGAUUCAUCAGCUCUACAUCCAACAAGGUGUACACCAGCACGCUCCGCAAGGGCGACCUCAUGGUGUUCCCGCAGGGCCUCCUGCACUUCCAGAUCAACGACAACGGUGGCGGCGGCGACGGCAACAACGCGACGGCGGCCAUGGCGGUCUCCUUCUACAGCAGCUCCAACCCCGGCCUGCAGAUCAUGGACUUCGCGCUCUUCGCCAACAACCUCCCAACCGAUGUCCUGAGCAAGGUCACCGUGCUGGACGACCUGGAGAUCAGGAAGCUCAAGUCACUGUUUCGUGGGACCGGAUAAUCCAUCGGUUCUUAAUUUGGUCACCUCACGACCGGCAGGGCCGUCAACAUGAAUCGUCGUCGUCGUACGCCCGCCAUUGUGUGAUUCAAUAAAUGUACCAUCGUGUCUUUGUAAAUUCCAGCUUAAUUUGCAGUUUGACUCUUCCUUUGUCCCGGAACGUCCGACCCAAAAAUAAAUAAUUGACACGCAACUUCGAUUGAAAAUUGUCA